AAUUCAGAGAUGAGACAGACAACAAUCCUGCUAUAUCUGUCAAUAGGUUCAAAUCUUCUUUACAGUAGGUUUACUUAGAAUUGUUUGGAUCCAGAAAACACACAUGUAAAUCUAGUCAUCAGAAAAUGUAUUUUAAUUGUUCAAAGACAGGAAGUAUAUCAGCAUUCACCAUAUUUUGACAAUUGAAUGCUAGCUAUGAUGCUAGAACUAAUGCAUCGCUCAGUCAUGACGCAAAAUAAUUUCAGUCUUCAGCUAACCACUUCUCAGUAAAGUUAGUUGCCUGAGCAACACUUUGAGUAUGAGUCUUCUACAGGAUAUCCUGCUUGGUGGUGUACAUAUCUGCAGCAUAGAUCAAGCUUUUGGGAGUAGUGGUACUCCUCUGUUCAAAAAAGAUAAUACAUUAAUGAUCUUGAAAAAGGGCAUGGAUUCCUCCAGCUUCCUGUAGUGUUCCAAGCAUUCAUGAUGCACAAGGGAUGUGCAGGUACAAAUGCAUGCCAUUUAGACUUAAAUCUGCACUCAGCUAUGCAGUAUAGUUUGGCCACAUCUACCCGCCCACACCCCUGCCAAAGACAUCUGUUGGAGAAAAAAAACCUGCAGAUAUAGGUUCCUUUGAUCACCCACCUUGUUAAGAGUCACUUCAGCCCCCAGAACUCCUGUCACACCACAGUGUCACACCCAGAGAGACAACUCAACCCAGUUUGACAGGAUGAAUACCACUGGAUAUCCUGUUCACACCACGGAAGGGGGGAACACCACAACCAUUCCCUUCAGCUCUGUGAGUGUUGAGAAUGGGAAUUCAUCCAGUUAUGCAUAUGAGAACUCAUACAGUUAUGCAUAUGGCACACAUUUUGCAGACGCAUUUGAAGUAACCACAUACGACUAUAGUGACUAUGACGAUGGCAUUUGCGAGUACAAGCCACAUGGAGCCAGCUUCCUGCCAGUGCUGUACUCUCUCUUCUUCAUCCUGGGGUUUCUGGGGAACGUUCUGGUCUUGUGGGUCAUCCUGCUGGGGGUGAAACUAUGCAGCAUGACCGAUGUGUGUCUCCUGAACCUGGCCUUGGCUGACCUGCUCCUGGUCUGCACCUUGCCUUUCCUGGCCCACCACGCUACAGAUCAGUGGGUGUUUGGUGACAUCAUGUGCAAAGUGGUCCUCAGCGCCUACCACAUUGGCUUCUACAGUGGCAUCUUCUUCAUCACCCUGAUGAGUGUGGACAGGUACCUGGCCAUAGUCCAUGCUGUGUACGCCAUGAGAGCCAGAACACGGAAGUACGGGGCCAUCGCUGCCGUCGUGACCUGGCUGGCUGGAUUCCUGGCCUCGUUUCCUGAGGCACUGUUUCUUAAAGUGGAGAAACACAACGAGAAAGAAAAUUGUCGCCCUGUCUAUGAUGGACACGCUUGGGGAAUUUUUGGCCUUUUCAAAAUGAACACACUUGGUCUGCUAAUCCCCCUCGUCAUCAUGGGGUUCUGCUACACACAGAUAGUGAAAAGGCUGCUCAGUUGUCCAUCCUCCAAAAAGCAGGCCAUCAGACUCAUUCUCAUUGUGGUUGUGGUGUUUUUCUGCUGCUGGACUCCGUACAACAUGACGGCAUUUUUCAAGGCCUUGGAGUUAAGUGAGGUCUACUCAAGCUGUGAGAGUAGCAAAGCCAUCAGACUCACUCUACAGAUCACAGAGGCCAUGGCCUACUCCCAUAGCUGGCUGAAUCCCAUCCUCUAUGUGUUUGUGGGGCAGAAGUUUAGAAGGCCUCUCAUAAGACUGAUUAACAAGGCUCCCUGCAGGAUGUGUCAGUUCAUGAAGAACUACCUGCCCUGGGACUUCAGAGCCUCGAGGACCGGAUCUGUCUACUCACAGACCACUAGCAUGGAUGAGAGGUCUACUGCCGUGUGAACAGAAACUUAACUGUAAAGACAAAUACAUCUAACAUCACAUGUACUGUUCAUUCCAAUACAUAUGUAAAUACCAAAUCCAGUUUCAAACGCAAUCAUCCGAAAAUAAUAGGCUUUGUUUCAGGUGCAUGGCGAAGUCAGGAAAUUGUCACUCAUCUCAGAGUUUCACACCAGGGGGUUGAUUUUUACAGAAAUCAACCCAAUCAAUAUAAAUUCCACAAACCAUUUCAUUUCCCUUUGUAUAGUAUUUUCUCUAGUACAGUAUAUCUAUUUGAAAAUCUUUGGCACAUUUUGCAAAGUCAUCAUUUUCUUUUAAAAUGUAUUGUAUCUCUGCUAGCACACGUUUACUAUGUAAAUACAGUGAUACUUUUUGAUUCUAUGUAAAUAAAUGUAUUACAGUAACUUCA
This is a messenger RNA of Salmo salar (Atlantic salmon), 2291 nucleotides long. RefSeq names its product C-C chemokine receptor type 5. Gene Ontology annotation, molecular function: C-C chemokine receptor activity; C-C chemokine binding. NCBI's taxonomy places the organism in Eukaryota, Metazoa, Chordata, Actinopteri, Salmoniformes, Salmonidae. The record is from RefSeq and is a predicted model, not a curated record. Gene Ontology annotation, cellular component: external side of plasma membrane; membrane. Gene Ontology annotation, biological process: immune response; positive regulation of cytosolic calcium ion concentration; G protein-coupled receptor signaling pathway.